AUGGCGACCACAGCGCCACCGGUGGAUGCAGAACCUCCCGAGUGCCCGGUGUGCCUCUCCCCAUUCGACGCCGCCUCCGCUGUGCCGCGCGUCCUCCCGUGCGGCCACUCCCUCUGCGGGCCUUGCAUCGCCGCCCUCCCGCCCGCCUCCGCCGCUGCCGCAGGCGCAUCCUCCCUUCGUUGCCCUCUGUGCUCCCAGUGCGUCCCGUUCGCCCGCGCGCUCGGCCCCUCCUCCCUCCCCAAAAACCUCGCCCUUCUCGCGCUUCUUCCCUCCCCAUCCCACGCUCUCACCGCCACCCCCGGCACCGCACCGCCUCCCCGUCCCCGCCAGCUCCCGCUCCACGCCGCCCACUCGCGCCUCCUUUCCCGCUUCCGCCACGCCAUCCUCCCUGAGUCCGCUUCGCCGCUCCGCUCCGAGCCAAGCCCCGUCCACCUCGCGUUCGGAUCCCUCGACUCCGACCUCGGCGAGCCAUGGUUCUGCGCGCGGGGCCGCCUCGUGAGCCUCCUUCCGAUCGAGGCCCAAGCAGUCCUCCCGGCGAAGCAGGGAGACGAAUUUUACCGGCCCAGCCACGCGGCGCGGGUGCUCGCCGCGAUCGACGCGCUCAGCGACGCGGCCAAGGAGGAGCUGGCCGGUCUGAUCGUCUCUUCCGCGCUGUUGGGGCGGCUGGUGUGCAGGCUCUACGGGGUCUGGAUGUCCCCGGACGCGCUGCCACUGUGGAUGGUCUCUGAACGGCACCCACGUACGGUUUCCCAAUUGUUGCAAGAGGAGAUUAUCAGUAGGGAGGAGACGGUGGUGCAGACCGGAUUCAUAGUAAUGGAGGCAUGUGAAGUGAUCAUGGGGUUGCACAGCGAGGGGCUGGUGUUGGGGUGCCUCGGCCUGGACUGCUUCUGCCUCGAUCGCUUUGGGCACUGCCUGCUUGAUUUGAAUCAAGCGUUGGCAUUGUGCCGGGGAGUCCAAGCAGGGCCUAGCUCAAACAGUAUUCGAGCUUUCAUCGCUCCAGAGGUGGCGGCGGUGCUAGGUGACACAUUGCGGACGAAGGAUUGCGAUUUUGAUGGUUUGGUUGGCUGUAGCUCGGAUAUCUGGUCGUUGGGUUGUGUGUUCGUGGCACUUCUUACUAGGGAUGAGCAGCUUGUGGCAGGUUGGAACUCUGAAGGACUGUAUGAUGAUUGGGAGAAGGAAGUAGUUACAAGGCUUGAUGCCUCAUUACUUGGUACGGUACUUGAACCAUUGGCUGCAGUUAUAGCAUCGUGCUUGAGAUAUGAUCCAAAAUGCCGUCCAGAGAUUGCUGAUAUUUGGAAAUGUAUUAGAGGCUUGUUAACAAAAUCUGGUGAUGUUAUUUUAGCUCCUGAUGAUGACAUUGCAGCUCAUAAGAGUUUUAGAUGUUUACUCCUUGGGGAGUUAUCGUCGAUGUUCGCUGACUCUGGUGCUGUUGAGUCAGAUGAUAAAACACAACUGUCUCGAGGAGCUGAUGACAACAGUUUGAAUCAGGAUCAUGGAAGUAAUAAUGGUUUCUUAAACAACAGGGGAAUUGAUUUGUCAGGAAUUGAUGGCCCACAGUCUGCCGGAGUGUUUAAAUCAUCAACACUGCUUGCCCACCGUGAUUGUGUAACAGGAUUAGCCGUUGGAGGUGGAUUCUUGUUUAGCUCUUCUUAUGAUAAAACUAUCAAUGUGUGGUCACUGCAGGACUUCUCUCAUUUACAGUGUUUGAAGGGUCAUGAACACAAAAUUACAGCAAUUGUUGCUGUUGACAAUGACAGCCACUCUCUUUGUAUAAGUGGAGACAGUGGUAGCGGAAUUUUCGUCUGGCAUGUAGAUUCCACUAUGAAGGAAGAACCUUUGAAUAAAUGGUACGAACAUAAUGAUUGGCUCUAUCGAGGGGUUAACUGCUUGGCUGUCUCUGGAACUGGUUAUCUUUACACUGGUAGCAGAGACAAAUCUAUCAAGGCUUGGUCACUAGAGGAUUAUUCACUUCGCUGCACCAUGACAGGUCAUAAAUCAACUGUGUCUUGCCUUGUAGUGGCCAGUGGUAUUCUUUACAGUGGAAGUUGGGAUGGUACCAUUCGUUUAUGGUGGCUCACUGAUCAUACACCAUUGUCUGUACUGGAAGAUGAUACAGCAGGAAGCAUAGCCCCUGUAUUGUCAAUUUCAGUAGAAGCCAAUUUUGUUGUUUCGUCAUAUGAGAAUGGCUAUUUUAAGAUCUGGAAGAACGAUUUGCUUGUCAAAUCAGAAAAGCUUCAAAAUGGUGCUGUUUAUGCAGUUAAAUUGAGUGGCAAAUGGCUUUAUACUGGUGGAUGGGAUAAAGUCAUAAAUAUUCAGGAGUUACUGGAUGAUGAGUCAGAGGUAGAACUCCGAGACGUCGCUUCCAUUACUUGUGACUCAAUUAUAACUUCGAUACUGCCCUGGGAUGAAAGGCUGAUAGUUGGAUUAUCCAACAGGGAUAUCAAGGAAUAG
This is a messenger RNA of Miscanthus lutarioriparius, 2451 nucleotides long. The record is from the annotation of a GenBank genome assembly. Lineage: Eukaryota; Viridiplantae; Streptophyta; Magnoliopsida; Poales; Poaceae.